AUGGCAAAGUCAAUCCUCCUCAUCAAUGGCCCCAAUCUGAACCUCCUGGGCACCCGCGAGCCACACAUCUACGGCUCGACUACUCUCGAGCAGCUUGAAGUAUCAUCAAAAGAACACGCAAAGUCGCUGGGAGCAGACUUGCAGUCAUUCCAGUCAAAUACAGAAGGCGCCAUCGUCGACCGCAUUCAUGCGGCGAGGGGUAACGUCGAUGUGAUCAUCAUCAAUCCAGCGGCAUACACUCACACGAGCGUUGCGAUCCGCGACGCACUAUUGGGGGUAGCAAUUCCCUUCAUCGAGCUUCACAUCAGCAACACGCAUUCAAGAGAAUCGUUUCGGCAUCACAGUUACCUGAGCGACAAGGCAGUGGCGGUUAUUAUGGGAUUCGGGAUCCACGGGUAUGGGUAUGCAAUUGACCAUGCAGUCAAGAACAUCAAGCCAUAA
This is a messenger RNA of Colletotrichum spaethianum, 441 nucleotides long. RefSeq names its product catabolic 3-dehydroquinase 1. The transcript has a single exon. The record is from RefSeq and is a predicted model, not a curated record. Gene Ontology annotation, biological process: quinate catabolic process. Lineage: Eukaryota; Fungi; Ascomycota; Sordariomycetes; Glomerellales; Glomerellaceae. Bases 1 to 441 code for a protein of 146 amino acids. Gene Ontology annotation, molecular function: 3-dehydroquinate dehydratase activity.